AUUAUAAAGUCUGUUUGCCCUAAUGUAAUGUGUAUAUCUAUAUAAACUUAAUCCACCGUAUAUGUAUAACCAUCUACGUUACAUGUGUGGCUUCAUUACAUUUAUAUGUAUGUGUAAUAUUUUCUGUCAUCUAACCUACAGACUUCUUUUUCAAAGCAUUUUAUUUCAUAAAAUAUUUUGUAAUAAUUAUUUAUCAUUAUAAAAUACUAAUAAAAAGGCAAUAACAAAUAUUUUCAAAUAAAAUUAAUUAUCGUAAUAUUAUUUAUAAUUAUAUUUUAUUUUAUUUAAAAUCGAUAAACAUCUGCAAGAAGCGCAAGCGUUGGUUUGACGUUCUAUCGUCUAUCAACGUGCAACAAAAGACUUAACAUCUUCAUAGUUCAUAUGAUUUAAUUUUAAUAUAUUAUUGUUUAUCUUCAAAAAUCAUAUUAAUAUAAUUAUCAUUAUUUUUUUCAAUAUCAUCGUUAAAUGGCUUGUAAAAAUCGCUCCAAAGUAUAUUUAGGCUUUGAGGACGAAUUUAUCACUGAAAAACAUCGAUCUCUUGUCAAUUUUGCUACUAAUAAACUUGGUGGAAUCCCAGAUUCACAUAAUGAUACACCGUUAGUAUCACCUGUAUGUAAAUUAUGUGGACUGAAUCAGAUUUUAGCCCUACAAUUAUAUGUUCCACUAGAGAAUUCAAAGUAUCAUCGAACUUUAUACAUAUUUACUUGUAUAAAUCCUAAUUGCUGGAAUCAAAAUGAAAGUUGGACUUGCCUCAGAAUUCAAUCUUCAGAAGAGAAAACGAUUAAUGAAAGAACAGCCACUCAAACUGAAAUUCCAUCGACUACUAGUUGGUUGUCAUCAGCGGAUGAUUGGGGAGAUGAAGGAAAUGAUAAUGCUAGUGAAAAAAAUGGCAACGUUCUGAAAAAUGAGCCUAGUAAAAAAUUAAACUUGUUUAUGAAAUCAACAGAUUUAGAUGACGAAUUACGUGAAGAUUUAUCGAAUCUUUGUGUUAAUGAUCCCAAUGCCAAUAGUCCUGCUAGUAUUGAAUCUCCUGGAAGUGGUGGAGCAGUUGGUAGGCUUGAUUCUCCCCAAGCAUCUGCGGAAAUUGAGGGUGAAGAAAGCGAAGUUGUUUGUAUUGAUACUCCGAUGCAACCUCAGUGUAAUUUAAUGGAAUUAUUGCAUGGAGUUACACCCCAUCCUUUUCAACAUUCUGAUGUUAAUUCCUCUUCAAACCUAGCCUUUGCAGAAGCAUUUAUUGGAGUAGAUGAAGAAGACUUAUGUGUAGAUAUUUCUCAGCAUGUUAGAGAUUUAUUUCUUGAAUAUCAACGAUGUAAUCCUGAUAACCAAGUUGAUACUAAUGCCAAAUCUAAUGAAACAAACGCAAUAGAUGAGAAAUAUGAAAAAAAUAUACCUAUACACGGUGAUGAAUCAUUUCAUAAUUUUAUUAGUCGAAUACAGCAGAACCCGGGACAGCUGUUGAGAUAUUGUCGAGAUAAUACAGCUCCAUUAGUUUUAUAUCCUCUCGCAUCAAUUGUAGGGCCUUGCAAAUACUGUGGAGCUGAAAGAAUUUUUGAAGUACAAGUUCUUCCUACAAUCAUACCCAAGUUGAAACUCCAACCAUGUAGAGAACAAAAUUUCGAGAUUGAGUUUGGAACGGUGCUAAUUUAUACAUGCCUAGUAAGCUGUUGGUCAUCUACUGAUUCUUUCAAAGAGGAAUAUGUGAUUGUUCAAGCUGAGCGUUUAUAGUAAGAAUAAUUUUAAAUAAAAUGAAAAAUGAGAAAAAAAAAAUAUAUCGAAAUUUAGUCAAUAUAUGUAACAUUAUUUUUGAACUAUUUCGUAUCCGUCCGCUGAGAAACAGAAUAUGGCUCAUUUAUUUCAAUUAAUUCAGUAUAUCAAUUAAUACUAUUUUAAUCAAUUAGGCUUUUAGAAGAUCUAUUUUGUUGUUUUUUAUAACUUAAUAAAUCGUCUUUCAUGAAUGACUUUUAUAGUUAUUCUAAACUUUACAGAUAAAACACAUAUUAAGCUGAAAAAAAUAUUUCUUUU
This is a messenger RNA of Chelonus insularis, 2022 nucleotides long. It is a transcript of the gene trus, whose product is annotated as programmed cell death 2 like trus. Gene Ontology annotation, cellular component: cytoplasm. NCBI's taxonomy places the organism in Eukaryota, Metazoa, Arthropoda, Insecta, Hymenoptera, Braconidae. Bases 466 to 1725 code for a protein of 419 amino acids. The record is from RefSeq and is a predicted model, not a curated record. Gene Ontology annotation, biological process: apoptotic process. The transcript is spliced from 3 exons.